Molecule: messenger RNA, 666 nt
Organism: Helianthus annuus (common sunflower)
Lineage: Eukaryota; Viridiplantae; Streptophyta; Magnoliopsida; Asterales; Asteraceae
Exons: 2
Coding region: 229-666 (145 amino acids)
Source: RefSeq, a predicted model, not a curated record
GAUAGAGAUCUCUAGGCUAAGGACGUUGAGAUUGCUGAGCUUAAACGCCGCUUGAAUGAGCAGAUUGACAAAUGCGAGUCCUUGGAGAUCGACCUAGAGGCAGAGAAAGUUAAGGCUGCCACUGCUGAAGAGGCGCGUGCUGUUAGCACCGCCGCCCUUAAUGUAGCGCAGACCAACUACUCGGAGGCCCAAGGGAUCGUUGAUACACUCGUGUCCGAGGCUGAAUGGAUGCGCAGUCGUGGAGUGGUGCUGGUUGCCAACUCGAUCCUCAAUGCUGGCGAGCUGGAUCGCGCCGUUGCUGCUCUCACAGAUGCUGCGCGCGCGGUGGGUCACCGAGGGGGCUAUCUGGAGUGUGCUAUUCAUGUUGAGGAGAUGCUCGGACAAGAGUUUGAUGUGAGCCAUUGCUCGGUGACCGAACAGGCUGAUGCUGCGCUUGCGCGUGCUGAAGAUUCUUAUGACAACCUUACUUUGCCUGUAAUGGAUCUGGUUGUGGAAGCUUUAAAGAAAGACGACUGGUGUCAGCGUCUUAAAGCCAUUCUCGAUCCACCAGUUACUGUUGAGUUGUCGGAUGAAGAGCCAGCUGGCGAUGAUGGUGGAAAUGGUGAUGAUGACGGAAACGAUGAUGGCGGCGAUGAUGAUGGUGAUCAACACAAUGAAUUAGAAUAG